Messenger RNA from Penicillium angulare, 4038 nucleotides. RefSeq lists its product as uncharacterized. The transcript has 6 exons. The record is from RefSeq and is a predicted model, not a curated record. Gene Ontology annotation, molecular function: phosphoric diester hydrolase activity; chitin binding; hydrolase activity, hydrolyzing O-glycosyl compounds. Bases 1 to 4038 code for a protein of 1345 amino acids. NCBI's taxonomy places the organism in Eukaryota, Fungi, Ascomycota, Eurotiomycetes, Eurotiales, Aspergillaceae. Gene Ontology annotation, biological process: carbohydrate metabolic process; lipid metabolic process.
AUGAAACAACGUCACGUUUCUACUUUACUGGCCGCUCUGGCCAGCCUCUCCUGCACAGAUGCCAUUAUUACCACCCGCUAUGGCCAGUACCCCGACAAUUGCCCGAGCCAGUGCGCUCAGGUCGGGAGCAAUCCUGUAAACUGGACCAGCCUACAUCAUGUAGAGGAUCUCUCGAAAUGCGAUGAGCGCAUGCUGUUCACCUUUAACAUGCAAAAUAUACUCACUGAUCCGGAGACCCAAGUGUCACUACGAGCAUGCUCCUACUCCAGGGAUGCUGAUGGCCUCUCUGGUACUUCCACCUCCCAGCGCAGGGAGGUUGCGGAAGAUGUAGCCACUAUUGAGCGCGCAAUCACCACUUCCAAAGACUGUGGUGCAUCUACCGAGAAGAGACAGGCGACUCCGAAGGUCGGAUCGCUGGUUCAUGCUACUGGCAACCUCGCCGAUGAAGUUCAAGAUGCCGCGGAAACACUGGGUGCGUAUCUGGACGCUGGUGCAGAAUGUGGCACCACAAUCAUGUUCGUCAAGAGUGGCGAGGCAGUGGUUGGGCUGUACUCCGGCGGUCAGGUGCUAAAGCAAAGUGCCGCAGGGCUUGUGGGCACAUUCCAAGACCAUGCCGUCAAUGGUAGUCAAGCGUUGGAGUUCUGUGAUAGCGACACGGCGGCUGAGACAUUCGGCAUGUAUGCGGGCGCAUUGUCCGAUCUCAGUGAAAUCAAAGACGCUGUGAGGACCCGAGCGAACGCGGAGUGUCUGUCUGACGAUGACUUGACUGUCGUUGAGGAUGUCGAGGUUAGCUUCCUGGUGUCCUCGACCUCCUCCACAAGUGCCGCUACAUCCUCUCAGUCUUUGGAAUUGGACACCCGAGCUACCUACUGUCGAGAUAUUCAAGUGGUCGCCGGCGACACUUGCCCGUCGCUCGCGACUCGCUGCGGCAUCACUCUCGCGGACUUCAACAAGUAUAAUAGCGCCGACACCACCUUCUGCAACAAUCUCAAAGUCAAGCAAUAUGUAUACUGUUCUACAGGUACCCUGCAGGACCACCGUCCGCAGCCAGAUGCCAAUGGCAACUGCUACACCUACACCACCAAAGCAGAAGAUGGGUCUUGGGCGAUCGGGGAUGUCUUCAGGAUCACCGAGGCCGAUAUUGAGAAAUACAACAAGAAGACCUGGGGCUGGGCAGGAUGCGGUAGUCGCAUGGGCGUUGGCCAGGUCAUUUGCCUGGCACCGUCAAGCCCGCCGCGGAAACCGACGGACAGCGGUGCGCCUGGAACCGCCAAGCCCAAUACCAAUGGGUGCAUCUCCAACUGCGGGACGGACAUCACCAACAACGAGGCGGUGCCGUCCCAGUUCCGCAAGGUGGGCUACUUUGAAGCCUGGAACUCCGAGCGGUCAAGUUCGAACAUGGAUAUCACUAUCAUGCCCACCGGCGCCUUGACGCACAUUCACUUCGCGUUUGCGACGGUCACGGAGGACUUCGACGUGUCGGUGGAGGCAAUCGUCUCGUUUGGUGGAUGGGGUUUCUCGACCGGCGAGAACACCUUCCAGCUGUUCCGCGAUUUCAACAACGCAGCCAACCGGGAUACGUUUGCCACAAAUGCAGUGGCCUUCCUGAAAGACAACGGACUGGACGGGCUGGACUUUGACUGGGAGUAUCCGGGCGCCCCUGGUAUUCCCGGCGUGCCUCCUGGCAGCCUGGCCGAGGCCAACAACGACUUGGAAUUUCUGAACACACUCAAGGCAAAGAUGCCUGCCGGCAAGUCGAUCUCGUACUUUGUGGAUUACUUCGUCUACAUGACCUAUGACCUCCACGGUCAGUGGGAUGUCGACAAUGAGAACGUGUCGCCGGGCUGCAAGGGAGGCAACUGUCUUCGCUCGCAUGUCAAUAUCACCGAAACCACGACUUCCUUGUCUAUGAUCACCAAGGCGGGGGUUGCCACCAACAAGGUGUUGGCGGGAAUCACUAGCUAUGGCCGAAGCUUCCGGAUGUCGUCCUACAGCUGCACUGGUCCCCUGUGCACGUUCACUGGCGCCCGCAACCACUCCGGUGCGUAUAAGGGCAGAUGCACCGAUACCGCUGGGUAUAUCUCCCACGCGGAGUUGCAGGAGAUCAUCAAUGGCAAGUCGGACUAUAGCCUCGUGAAAAGCAGCUAUGAUGCGGGCUCGGACUCCAAUAUCCUCGUCUACGGUACUACGGACAAAGCCGACCGGGUGGCUUUUAUGGACUCGACCACCAAGGUCAGCCGCAGCGGAUGGGUUCAGAAUCUGAACUUUGGCGGGACGACCGACUGGGCUGUGGAUCUCAUGGAUUUCGUGGACGGCGACGGGGCUGACGACGGAGGCGACGAUGGGGACGACAACUGCAGCGCCGAUGAUAAGACCUACAGCAGCGAAGACGUUGAUGAGGGCAGCUACUAUCGAUGGGCGCUAUUUGACCCAGAAAAUGCGGCAGCCUCGUUGAAGCAGUAUAUCACUAUCGUCAACCUGACGCCCCAUCGCUUUAAACUCACAUCCACCCAUUUGUAUCAGAUAAACACGUUCGACUUCGACGAUAUCGCAUCGGGUCGUGCUCGUCAGAAUAUCGCCGACUACGACGGCUCCGAUACCCCCGUGGAUGACAACGGAGAAGCCUAUUACAGCAUUGAAGGCACCGACAAGACAUUUGUGGUCCGAGCCACCAACCACAUCCCUGAUGAUAACCCUCGGCGGACCAUUUUCGACCUGUCUGGAAUGGGCAUGGGUCAGCGCGAAUAUAAGGACCCCGAUGGAGAGUCCCCAGUCACACUCGUCAUCACCGGCAGUAACGACUACGGGUUUAUCGCAUCGCUCACCCACGGCCCGGGCAAUUGGAUGAAGAGCAUCUACGAUGUGAUCAAGGAUCGCCCGAUCCGCCACCUGGUCAUGCCCGGCACCCACGACUCCGGCAUGAGCACCAUCUCCGGCCACCUUCUCUCUGGAGGCUCCAAGGACAAUACCCAGACCCAGGCUCUCGAUAUCUACGACCAGCUUCGCGUGGGUGCCCGAUGGUUCGAUCUGCGCAUUGCAAGUAUCCACCAGACCACCCCCAACGAGGAUGACUACGGGUUCUGGGUCACGCACGUCAACGACGAAACCGCCGAAGUUGCCAUCGGAAACACCGGCGAAGGCCUAGAAGACGUCAUCGACGAGAUCAAUAAGUUCACCGACGAAAACCCCGGCGAGAUCAUCUUCUUCCGCGUCAAGUAUCUGAUCGGCAUCCGCAAAGUGCCCAGCCUGGGCCCCAUCUACUGGACACAGGACAUCGUCGACGACUUCUUCGGCCGUCUCAAGACCGUCAACAACCGCUGCGGCGGGCUGUCCAGCACCCCCUUCCAGAACCAGAAGGCCUCGUACUUCAUGGACCAGAAUGACGGGGCCGGCUGCGUGCUCUUCCUCCUUGACGGCCAUCUCGGCGGCGUGGACACGGCCACCGCUCCGGCUGACGGUAUCUAUUCCGCCUCCCACAUGGGCUUCUGGGAUAACUGGUCCGAGAAGGAAGACACAGAGGACUUGGCCGAACACCAAGUCGCAAGCUGGAACACGUUGGACCGGAGCUCCGGCUCCAAUAGCGACACCUUCUACAUCGCCCAGUGGAUGGUGACCCCCAGUCUCAACGAUGCCAUGAUGUACGGGCUGGAAUCCAUCGCUGUCGUGCCCACCAACCCGGCUCUGUACUGGAUGGGCGUCGAGCAUAUGAGCCCCAGCAAAUGGCUCAACGUCUUGAUGGUCGAUUACAUUGGCGUGAUCAUCCAGAACGAACAUGAUUGGAACCAGCUGGGUGCCGAGCCCAAGGGGAGGUCCCCGCUGUUGCCGUCGGCGUCCUCGCGCAUGGUGCCCAUGGCCGUGUCCGCGGCGCCGGCCCCUUGGAACGGAAUCAUCUUCGCCAAUGGUACUAAGAUGGAUUACCCUCCUGCGGAUUUGCAUGUUGGGCGGGUGGAGGUGCUGAAGAACGGCACGGUAUUUGGUAAUGGAACGGUUUUGAUGACGGAUGUGCCGAACCCAGACUUUAAUUCCACGUCAGGGUGA